Molecule: messenger RNA, 1764 nt
Organism: Podospora anserina S mat+
Lineage: Eukaryota; Fungi; Ascomycota; Sordariomycetes; Sordariales; Podosporaceae
Exons: 3
Coding region: 1-1764 (587 amino acids)
Biological process (GO): regulation of DNA-templated transcription
Molecular function (GO): DNA-binding transcription factor activity, RNA polymerase II-specific; zinc ion binding
Source: RefSeq, a predicted model, not a curated record
AUGGUUUACUGUGGAAAGGCAUCACAGGGCUGCCAGAACUGUCGAACGAGACGCAUCAAGUGCGACAAAGUCCGCCCUCAGUGUGCGCAAUGCAUCCGGGUGGGUAAGCCAUGUCCCGGGUACCGAGACCAGCUCUCGUUGAUGUUCCGGGAUGAGAGCAGCAAAGUCAUAAAAAGAGCACACCAGCAGUGGGGUGUGCCGGAUACAUCCGAACAGGGAGAAGGGUCAGGAUCUUCGCCAACGCCAUCAACAUCUUCAUCUUCCUCGGCCACCUCGCCAACGUCGACAUCAACAGCAUCUCCAAUUAGUAUACGACGUCGGCUGGCAGCCUCCCAAUCACCACAAUCGGCAUCAUCGGCGAUCAUCUUCAAACGAGAAGCCCCCGAACUGGGGUACAGAGUGCCCACGGAGAUAUCCAUCAAUGCCGUGGACAGGGCUAUUCAGUUUUACAUUGAGCAUUAUGUGAUUGGACUUCCAGAUGAGCCAAAGGUCGGGCAGGAGCUUCAAGGAAGGCCAUGGGUCCACUCAGCAGUAACGCGAGAAAUCAUGGCAGCCGUUGGGCUGGCCAGCUUGUCCAACAUUAACGGCGACAAGAAAUUCAGUACGUUAUCGAAACAACACUAUGGGCGUGCGUUGCACAAUAUUUCGUCCUCCAUCAUGGCCAGGCAUGUUCCGGAGCUUGACCUCGAUGUCAUCCUCCGAGCUGUAGUCAUGAUGGCCAUGUACGAGGUUGUUCGCGGAAGAGACGAGAAGCCAGCCCCUGGAGCGCGAACUCAUAUCAUGGGCGGUGCUGCCAUUCUAACAAGCUUUUUGCCCUUUCACCAAUCGCAAUCUGAAGGUCUCCGCGGGCUCCUCCAGCUGUGCUUUUCCAUGAUAGCGUCGACCCAGGGCGCCUUCCAGUACACGUCACCAGAACCAAACAACAUGAUCCCCUCCCGACCAGAGCCACAAACCGGCGAAGGAGGCCUACCCCCACCAUUCCAACAAUGGCUUUCCAUGGGCGCCAACAUGGCCACACCAAAGGAGAUACCAUCGACCGAACUUAUCCUCCCUGUGGUAGAGUUCGUCAAGCUAUCAGGCUAUGUACGAAGCCAACACUUUAUCGACGGACAGCAAGCCACCACCGACAUGAUCGGCACAGCUCUUGCUCUAGACGCGCAGUUUGGCGCCUGGGAGGAUCGCCAGGACGGACCAUGGACCGUCAUCGAAGAGCAAGUCAGCGACAACUUCUUCCCACCAGAUGCGGUCUUUGAGGGCCGUUAUCACAUCUACACCGACAUGUACUUUGCCCGGAUAUGGAAUCAUUACCGCUGGGCGAGAAUUAUGCUCAGCCAGCUCCUCAUCGAAAGCGUCCAGCGCUUCCCGAGCAGCAGCUCGUCUCUUAUAUCCGACAAGAAAAUACAGCAAAUACAAGACUGCCUUGUCCGUCUUGUGAGGGACACACUCAUCUCCAUCCCAACACACUACCGGCAUCCAAACCUCCAACCUGAACACCUCGAAUACUUUGACAAAACGCAAGGCGGCGCAGUGAUUGGUAUUGCAGGAAUACCGACGUUAUUAUUCGAGAUCAAAGUCGCGGGAGUGGCGCCCGGGAUACCGAGGCAUUACCGAACGUGGGCGAUGGGGAUACUGGAGACGAUAUGGGCCAAGAUGGGGAUGUACCAGUCGAAGGUGUUGUCGGGUAUGCUGGCCAAGACUAUUGAGCCGGAGGGGUCACCAGAAAGGGGGUCGCCUGUUUGGAUCAAGGAGGAGGGAUAUCCAUGA